UAUCUCACUUCGCAUAAAGUACGUGUGAAAUGUAGUGUGUGGUAUGUGGCACAGUUAAUUGCAAAUGUUUGAGAGGGGCUGUUUCCCGUUCACGAAUCCACACAUCAUCCUUUCCUGUGCUAAUGGCGUACAUCAUGUCGUCAAGAAGAAAGAGCUAAACUAAUGAACAAUAAAGUUAUUGGAAGUAAGAGUCAUACCGUUACAAACAAGCUGCACGCACGCGGUGAAAAACGGUGAAAAACACUGGGGAGCGAACAUAGAAUUAGAAUUUGUCGAUUUUUCCCUGUGCCCUCGGGGUUGGAGGCCACACACUUGCGAAUCAUUCUGAGUAAAAAGAUCGCACCAGCAACCAGUUCGUGGCAGCAGCCAAAGUCUUCCUUACCAUGGAGGAAGCACCUGUGGUAGAUUGCCCUCCAACACCGGAAAUAUUACCACUGUCGAGCACACCACCGCCACGGUCCGAUGUAUUGUGCAGUUCAUCGUCUGAGGAAGGAGAUGAGCCUACAGAUGGACGUCGCUCGCCACCACCGAAAUGUGCAAUCUGUCUAGGAAAAUGUCGCCAGCGGGCGUACACCAACUCCUGCAAGCAUCAGUUUUGCUUCCGCUGUCUGCUUGAAUGGAGCAAGGUCAAACCGGAAUGUCCAUUGUGCAAGCAACGUUUUUUCUCGAUCGUUUACUAUAAAUCAAUCGACUGUUUCGAACAGCACACGGUUGCGGUUCCAGCCGCAAACGUGUCCAGAGUAAGCACCCGGAAUAUGUAUCACGAUCUGAGCCUAUUUCUCAGCAACUCACAGCGCUUCACCUCAUACACAAUACCAAAUAUGACGCUGCGCCUGCAGUCGAAUAAUGAACGGCUCCAGGAGCUACUGCUGCAUGAAUCCAGCGAGGUUGAUCGCUUUAUACGCGAGUAUGGUAAUCAACCGAUCCCAACGCGACAGGAUGAGCUCCGUUGGCGGCAGUUCAUCUAUACGAACAGACUGUACGCGUGUCCAUUACCCGAUCUAAACGGCCGUUUUCGGGAGACGUCUGCUACAUUUUACAGAGAGAAUCCGGCCCAAAUGCAUCGAAUUCUCUCCUGGAUGCACCGAGAUUUACUCGUGCUGAGUACAAACAUGACCAUUCGCGCGCCCAAUAUGGGCGUGCUGGAGGAUCUGCUGCAAAUGCACGAUGUCGACUCACGCGAAUUUCUGCUUCGCAUGCUGCGACACAUGCCGUUGGAAGAUGGUGAACACUUUCAGCACGAGUGUGUCAACUUUGCACGAUCGCCGUACGAUAUGAUUGGGUAUGAUCGAUGCGUCCAGUACAAUCCACGCUUCAUACAGCGCCGCAGCCAAGUUAUAAUUUCCUCAUCCGAGGAGGACAAUGACGAUAUCGUGUAUUUGCCCGAACCAGCGGCAGGCACCUCGUCGAACAAUGAGGCACCAGUCGUCGAAGGAAGUGCUGGUGGCGAAGGAGUAAGCAACGACGGCAGUGCGGCAAGCGGUGGAGUAACGGGGACAGGCAGUAAUUCCACCGCUACUUCCGGCACACUCAAUGGCCGAAUUGGAAGGAAUGUAGUUAACAACGAGUUCAACUUGUUGAUCGAUAGUGUCGGUAAUAUAGCGGAUCGUCCGGUCGCUAUGGCCGGCUCGUUGCCCCGAGUUCCGUUGACCUCUACGAUUGAGGCAAGUGAAAACAUUUCGCUAUCGUCAAGCGAUUCCGAUGACUGUCAGUUUGUGAUGGCACAGAAGCCGCCACAUUUGCGCACACCGGACCAUGUGGUCGAUCUGGAAUCGGCCAGCGAUAGUGAUGUGGUGUUCGUCGCGGAAGAACCUGUAGAAACCCGAGCCACGAUUCGUACGACGAAACAACAGCAGCAGGCUAAUUCUUUGAAAAAGGAGACAGCGGGAAUUCAGGAGUACAAUAAUGGUGCCUCGACCAGUUCGGGCUACUGUGGUGGUGGUAAUGGCGGUGGAGCAAGCAGCGGAAGUGUGGCGAGCGGUAGCGCUUUACGAUCAAAGUAUUACGUACGGCCACGAUCAAUCAGGUACUCGGGCGGAAUAGGAGUGAAGAGCAUCUACGAGCCAAGUGAUACGGAUGACAGCGAUAGUGACACGCUAUUUAACUUACCGCAAGGAAGGCGCACAAUGUCCAACACUGCCAGCGAUUCGUCCUCGCACGAGGAGAUAGAUUUUGGCAGCGGGCAACGAAACCGGAGAAGACUAAACAAAAAGACCUCUACCACAAUACCAAAGGGUUCCAAGAGAGCCUCAAGGAAACGGCGCAAUAGCAGCCCCAGCAGUCAAGAUUGUAGUGCAAGCAGUAGUAGUGAUGAGGACAGUAAUAGCGACUCCAGUCACUCUAGUUGUUCUAGCAGCAGUAGUAAUAGCAGCAGCAGCAGCAGCAGCAGUAGCAGCAGCAGUGGUAGCACCUCCAGCAGUUAUCCUUACGGAGGCAGUGGUACCACGUAUCACAAAAACGUGCAAGUGGAAAUCGAAUGCGGGCGGCAAUUGCGGCAUAACACGGCGGCCCAGCAGAGCCGUACGAUCUACUCCACACGUUCUAAGCCGGCCCAGACCGAUUCCAAGGGUCGGUUGAAAAAGAAGCGAAGCAGAAGAACGAUCGAAAAGGAAUCAAAACAUGCCAAGGAAAAGGUUGCAACAACUGUUUCGAAAUCAAAGUCGCGUCGUACGAAGUCUAAAAAGAAGUCCCAAUCAUCUUCCCGGGCCGUUCGGGACGUUAAGAAAGGAUCACGCACGAAAUCUAAAUCGCGUAACCGUGGUGUAACAGCACGCAGCAACAAGGGUAAAAAACGUACCAAAUCAUCAUUCAAUCCCGAAGAUGACCCGUCACGGUCGACCCCACUGCUAGAUGAAGAUAUUCACGAGGAGAAUGCAUCCACGGGAGCGCACUACGUUAUUGCAUCCCGACCAUCAGUGUCUCCCACAGUGGAUGUAACAUCUGUCGACGGGACGGAGUGUAGGGAGCGCAAGCUGAAGAGUGUUAUCAUAAAACGUUGCCAUUACAAUAAAUCGGCCGGGAAUCGACUGAACGAAGCGAUGAAUGUUGAUGAAGGAAUGCAGUCUGGUUCGGGUGCACCUACGGCGGUCCUGCCAAACGCUGUGGAACCAAGCACCUCUAAUUCGCUACAGGGAGAAGAAAGAGUUCCAGAAGGUGUGAAUUUAGAAAAGAAGGAACCGAUAGAGGUGACGGAUAUGCUGAAAUGCGAACCAGCGGCCAAUGAUGUGCAACUAUCGUUUUCCUCCGAUUCAUCAAGCGGAUCGGAACCGGAAGCACCUAGUGCUACCGAUUGGGCAGACAGCAGAAUGUAUUCGGCAGUCGCCAGUUUAGUGCAAAUGCAUCGAAACGCAUUGUUCCAUCCAACAUCAUUGGAUCAGCAGCAGCAACAACAGCAGCAGCAGCAGCAGCAGCAACAGCACCAGGUACAGCACAACCAACAACACGCUCAACAACAUUGGCAGCAACCAGAAGCAUUCAUGCAGGAACAGCUUCAACUACCGAUAACUGACAACGAUCAACAUCCCCAAACACUAGGAAGCAACGAUGUGAUGUUACACACCGAAGAAAGCACCACCGUUGCAUCGGAAUCUAUCUUCGGCUCAAACUGGGCCGAAACCGGUCGUCCAAUACUGCCCGAAGAUCGUGCGUUGUCAUCAGCAGCUGCGUCCCCAUUUUCGUCGAUAUCAUUCCCACCGUCCACAACGUCUGUUUCACCGCCACCGUCAAUGUCAUCGCCACUGCAGCUGAUCGAAAGUCUAGGUACGAUGCAUGGCGAUUCUCCAAUGCUCUCGUCCGUCCUAGGCAUUGAUGCGAUCGAUAGCACUAUGGACGAAAUCAUGGCAACGGAGGUAAUUGGCGCGUCGGCCACGAUAGCCGAGCCUCCGAUUGGUAUGGACCAGGAAACUGUGGAAGGAUCCGCCAUUCUCUGCGAAUUAGAGCCAACAACGAGCGAUGCAGUACCCGCGGUACAGCUGCAGCUGUGAGACUUACUGCGAGUUAUCGAUUUUAUCGAUUGAUUGUAACUCAGGACAAGCGACAAUGCUGUUUUAGGCACCUUGUGUUGUUUCGUGUGGAUUCUGAGAGACGGAAUUAUUUGUAUAUUGGCAAAAAAACUAGACUUCAUCUUUUAUUACAUGAUAUAAGCUUGUAAAGUUCUUCAUAGAAAAAAUCAUAUAAAGUGAUUUCCAUACCAAUCUCUCGGCGGGUACAUUGCGUGGCUGGUUUAUCUCUAAGUAAAAUCAAAACCAUCCGCCGGCCAGCAUCGGCUAUUUGCCUAAGCACGCGUUAUGGAGCAUAACGCUUCAAUACUACCACAUCUCCAGUGAACCAUCGGGCAAUGGUCCAUUCGGGGAAUGCAUAUUUCUAAGCAUCAGUAGAGCUAAAGGAUAAUUUAGAUUAAGGAGCAAUGUGUAAAGCAAGUACACGAACGACUACUUCCCGUCUCCAGGUCCACUACACUAACCGAACUGCCCAAAGCAGGAGGAUGCCGUAAUUGUAUAAAACAAGUAAUUGUAAUCGUUGCAUGUACAUACGUUUAAUAUAACGAGUGAACUGUUCGAUUACUUAGCAACAGUUCCGGUAAUAAGUGCAGAUACAUGAAUAGGAACAAAUAACGGUGCUUCUGGCACAUAUAUACUGCACGGGACAUUAUCGUAGGACAUGAGAUCACAUCGACAGCACAGCUCAGGAGCAAUUGUAGUAAACGAAGAAACAAAUCAUUUGAAUGGUAAACACAAAAAGUAGUUCCAAGGGACACAGAAGGUACCAUAACGUAAGCGCAAAUCUUGUGGCGAUUUGUGCGAAUUUGUAUUUUCCAAUUUCAAAAUGACCGUUUCUAUUUGAUUAUAAUAAAAGAUGAUAAUGUA
Messenger RNA from Anopheles moucheti, 4865 nucleotides. Its product is annotated as E3 ubiquitin-protein ligase Topors-like. Lineage: Eukaryota; Metazoa; Arthropoda; Insecta; Diptera; Culicidae. The coding region runs from base 384 to 3983 and encodes 1199 amino acids. The transcript has 4 exons. The record is from RefSeq and is a predicted model, not a curated record. Gene Ontology annotation, molecular function: ubiquitin protein ligase activity. Gene Ontology annotation, biological process: protein monoubiquitination; protein polyubiquitination.